Messenger RNA from Epithele typhae, 5940 nucleotides. Its product is annotated as armadillo-type protein. The record is from RefSeq and is a predicted model, not a curated record. The transcript has 7 exons. Gene Ontology annotation, cellular component: 90S preribosome; small-subunit processome; nucleolus. Lineage: Eukaryota; Fungi; Basidiomycota; Agaricomycetes; Polyporales; Epitheliaceae. The coding region runs from base 1 to 5940 and encodes 1979 amino acids.
AUGCCUUUCGACGACUUGUAUGAACACUUGAAGCCAUCCUUGGUCUCCCACUCUCGCCAGCUACGUUUACAAACCCUCCGCCUCCUCAUUCUCGCCGGUUCCGCCUCUCCGUGCAUCGCCGAAUUUAUGCAGAAAGCGUUGCAAGCUGAGGAAGUUUCGAUCGAUGUUCAAGGAGCUCGUGAACGUGUUUUGCGUAUCAGCAGGCUACCCGUAGCGGUGAAGGAAGGCGAUGAAGUCACAGCGGGUAUAUGUGCACGCUGGCUGAUAGGCAUGUCCAUAUCUUAUCUGAAGGUCAACCUGAAACCUCUAUGGGCGCCCGCAGUCGCGGCACUUGCCACCUUGGCUAACCGGUUCGGGGAUAUUGUUUGGACACUAUUGUUCAGCGAGCUGCAAGCGGCAUCGUCGGCCUCUGCAGAGGCACCACCGGUUUGGUUGAAGGAGAGGACCGAAGAAGAGGACGACGUCUGGGAAACGGAACGGUCAUGGCGAGAUCCGAACGCACACAAAGUGCGAAUCAGCAUCACUCGUUGGCUCUGUCACGAUGCAGCGAGUCGCGCCAUGGUCAAAAGCCAGCUCACUGGAGAUCGAUUUGAUGUGUCGAUGUACGAGCAGCAGCUUCUUUCCGCACUGGAAGCCUGUUCUUCCCUUGCGGAGAAGCACAAUCGGGACCUAGUUCCACACUUCCUCUCUCUCGUUGACCUCGACGCGCCAUCUAAGCUCCACCGUCCCAAGCUGAGCGCGUGGCUCAAGCUCUUUAGCAAAUUCGCCAACCCAAACGCCCUUCGCUCCACGGACACCCUCCGCGCGCUGUACGUGAAGUACCUGUCCCACCCCGACCGCGCGCUGCAACGCCUCGUGCUCUCAUGUCUCUUCACAUACAAAUCUCCGCGUCUCGCACCACACGAAGACACCCUCCGAACGCUUCUCGACGACACGAAGUGGCGCGACGAGCUUGUACUACUCGACUUCACCAAGUUCGACCAGGAGGAGCGCGCGGAGUUCGUCGACACCGUCAUUCGUCUGCUCUUCGGCAUGAUGAUUGAUCGGAGAGGCAAGAGAGGGGGUGCGGAUCGUCGCGCAGCGAUAUUAUCAACUCUCGCUGGGUGCUCGGACGAGGAGCUCGCGCUGCUCGUAGACCUCAUGCUGGAGCCCUUCCACGGGGGGAGACCGGUGCACGAAGGCGGGUUUACGAUGGUGCCCGUACCUGAAGACGUCUCGACGAAGCAACAGGCCGGGUUCCUGACUCUCCUUGGCGAUGUUUUGAAACAGCUCGGUUCGCGCCUCGUCGGGUGCUGGCCUACCUUGUUGGAGACACUUUUGGACCUUACCGGUGGAGCCCAAACCAAGAUAUCCGCGCAGAAGGCCGACGACAUUGAGGAAGAGGCCGAAGCCGAGGACGAUGAGGAGGUCGAAGUCCUUGACUCGGCGAAAGCGCUCAGGAAUAUUCGCCAGCUCGGUCUCAAGCGUCUGGCGGGAUUUUUCCGUUGUGCGGUCGUCUUCGAUUUCUCGCCGUAUAUGCGAGAAGCCUUCCGGACGUUUAUAUCCCCUCGGCUUCAUCUCCUCGACCAAGAGAACACCCAAUCACCGUCGUCACUUCUAGACCUCUUUCACGCAUGGUCCCAACGCCUGGAAUACGCCGUUUACCUGACGCAGUAUGACGACAACACCCUCCCGAAGGUGUACGACUGUCUUGUGGCCACGAAUGUCAAGCCCGUUGUGAUCUCCAAGGUAUUCGACAUCGUCGAACAACUUCAGUCCCUGUCCGGCGCCGAUGACAACAUUCAUGAGCAUGUUUUCAAGCCACAUGUCUCGCACCUUCUCACCAACCUGUCGACCUUGGUGUCACGCUCUAAGGGCAACGUCGAUGCAAUGACAGACGUGCUUGGACGCCGACAGAUUACCAUCCUCUCGGAGCUCGCGCCCUAUCUCUCCGACUCCUCCCAAGCGACGAUGCUCAUCGACCUCUUUGCGCCGCUGCUGCGCAAGCCUCACAAAACGCUCCCGGAAAAGAUCAAGGUCGAUAUGACUAGGAUCCUAUGCAACCUCUUCCCUCUUAUUCCGGAUUUGGCGGAUGCGAACAGUGUCGCAUUUACCAAGGCUUACCGACUACUGGCACAGCUCUUCCAAACCCUCCGCUCGCGUCAGGCGCGCCUUGCGCUUGUCUCAGCCUUCCAAGUUAUCGCGAAGAUCCAGCCCUCCAUCCAAACUCUCUCUGAUCUAAUGGCCAGCCUCAACGCUUAUUCAACGAAGCGUCUAGAGGAACCUGACUUUGAUCGUCGCAUGGCCGCGUUUGCUGAACUCAACGACCAUCUCCACAAGUCCCUGGUCCAUCAUGAUUGGCUUCCGAUCAUCUACAACAUGCUCAGCUUCAUCCAGGACCCUGCCGAACUGGCGAUCCGGAGCUCCGCGGCAACGUCCCUGAAGCAUUUCGUUGACCUUGUCGCAGACGAGCACGACCCGUAUGAGGAGACGUUCCUCAAGAUUCUUCUUCCGGGGAUCAAGAACGGUCUCCGCUCGAAGGCAGAGCUCGUUCGGUCAGAGCUGCUCAUAGUCCUAUCCCAUGCCGUCGUCAGAUGCACAUCCAUUUUGAGCCUGCAAGAGAUGCGCGUCCUGCUCGCCGGCGGCGACGAAGAGGCCAACUUCUUCAACAACGUCCACCACAUCCAGAUACACCGUCGUACGCGCGCGGUCAGAAGGCUUGCUGAGUUCGCGGAGCAAGGACACCUCAAGAGCAGCACGCUAGCGGACUGGUUCGUACCCCUAAUCGGCAACUAUAUUGUCUCGACCGACUCGCUCGACCACCACCUUGUCAACGAGGCGAUCCUCACCAUGGGCCAUAUGGCGAAGCAGCUGAACUGGAGCGCGUACUACGCGCUCGUGCAGCGCUACCUGAAGCUCGCCAAGCAGAAGGAUGCGUCGGAGCGCGUGUAUGUGCGGACAAUCGUCGCUAUUCUUGAUGCUUUCCACUUCCCUAUGGAGGAAGCGGUCCCCCGAGAAGUUGCUGUUUUCGCUCCGGAGGAAAAUGUCGAUGAAGAGGAAGGCGAGCAAGAGGAAGCACAGCCUGAGCCCCAACCCACCCACGACCUGGCUAAGCUCGCCCGGAUUCAAGACGCAGUCAACGGCCGCCUCUUGCCUAGUCUUAUCUCGUACCUGGAGAAGCGCGACGAGACGGAAGAUAGCCUGCGCAUCCCCGUCGCUACUGGGAUCAUUCAGAUUGCGAAACAUCUUCCUCAGGACCUGCGCGAAGCGCAAAUCUCCCGCCUUCUCACUGUUCUCAGUCAAGUUCUCAAGAGCAAGUCCCAAGAGACGCGCGACCUCGCUCGAGAAACGCUCUGUCGGAUAGCUCGUGUUUUAGGCCCUGACUACCUCUCACUCAUGAUCCGCGAGAUGCGAGGGGCGCUUCUCCGAGGUCCUCAUCUCCACGUUCUAGCCUACUCCGUGCACGCGCUUCUUGUUCAUCUCACCUCUGGCGACCACGUUUCUACCUUCCAUACCCUCGACAGCUGCGUCGCUGACGUCGCUGCGGUUUCGUCAGAGGUCAUCUUCGGCGAAUCAGGGAAGGACGUUCAAGCUGAAGGUUUCAAGACGAAGAUGCGCGAGGUUCGCGGUUCGUCGUCCAGAGGCGUUGACUCGUUCGCCCUUGUCGCAAAGUACAUCACGCCUACGAAGAUUAGCGCGCUUCUUCAUCCAAUCCGCAAUGUCAUGUCCGAGACUGAGACGCUCAAGAUUAUGCAGCAAAUCGAGGAGCUCCUCAAGCGCAUCGCUGGCGGCCUCAACUCCAACGCACAUCUCGUCCCGAGUGAGCUCCUCGUCCUCUGCCACACUCUCAUCAACCAGAACGCGAAGUUCCUGAAGGAAGCACCGAAGCAUCAACCGCGUGGCAAGGGAAAACGCAAGGAUGACGCGCUGGUGCAGACCAAGCGCCAGGUAACGAUGGAUCAGGACCACUACGCGAACAACUCCUUCCGCUUCGUCGCUUUUGGCCUUGACCUCUUCAACACUGCACAUCGUCGUGGGCGGUUCGACUUCAAAGAUCCCGUCAUCAUCUCCCGCCUGGAGCCUAUGGUUGCCGUGAUCGGGAACACACUAUACUCGUCGCAUAUGCAAGUCGUAUCCCCUGGUCUGAGGGCAGCAGCCGCCAUCGUCAAGUGUCCCGUGAAGUCGAUCGAUAAGUCGCUACCGGUGUUCAUUCGUCAGAUCAUCGACGUCAUCAAGCAAGCCGGUUCGACUGAGCCCGAGGCGGUUCAGACUGCAUUCAAAGCUUUGGCCACUAUCCUCCGUGACCAUCCCAGCGCGCAAGUCAAAGAGAAGGACCUUGUCUACCUCCUCGAGCUCCUUGGGCCCGAUCUCGAAGAGCCUGGACGGCAGGCUGCAGUUUUCACUAUGCUCCGCGCCAUCAUCGCUCGUCGCUUCGUCGUCCCCGAAAUCUACGACAUCAUGGACAAAGUUGCCGAAAUCAUGGUCACGAACCAGUCCCCUUCUGUGCAAGAACUAUGUCGCGGCGCGCUCCUUCAGUUCCUCUUGGACUAUCCUCAGGGAAAGGGUCGUCUGCGCAACCAGAUGACAUUCCUGGUGAAGAACCUCUCUUAUGUCUACGAGAGCGGGAAGUUGUCCGUCAUGGAGCUUCUCAGUGCCAUGAUCGCCAAAUUCGAGACGAGUCUUGUACAGGAGUACGCCGAUCUGCUCUUCCUUGGUCUCGUCAUGGUCAUCGCGAACGACGACUCAGCCAAGUGUCGAGAGGUGGCGACGGAACUUAUCAAGGGUCUUCUCGCGCGAAUGGAGGUAAAGCAACGGAACGUCGUCGUCUCGCACGUGCAUACGUGGGCCGUCCAACACUCUCAAGCGCAACUCACCCGCGUUUCCGCUCAGAUGUACAGCCUUAUCGUCGACUUCCUGAAGACCGAUGCCGUACCCUACAUCCCGUCGAUUUGCGCAGACAUGAACGCAGUUCUACGUAGAUGUGCCGAUGCCCUGGAAGACGCCGCUGCAGGUGAAGACGACGACGAAGACAGCGAUCUCAGCCAGCAGUGGCACACUCCCUAUCACUCCCUCCUCGCGCUAUCACGGGUGCUCCGCGAACAACCCGAGCUUGCGACUGGUGGCGACAACGUUGACUGGCCAGCGGUGACUACCCUCCUUCUCUUCCCCCACGCCUGGGUCCGUACGGCGUCUUCUCGACUUCUCGGAACUUUGUUCGCCAGCAUGCCGGCAGCCCCUCCUCCUGAUGACGAGUCCCUUCUCAGCGGGGAGACGCUUGAGGAGAUCUCAGCGAAGCUGUCAAUUCAGCUCAGGAGCGACAACCUCGACGACAACCUCAGCAUACAGAUCGUGAAGAACCUUUUCUACGUCGGGAAAUGUUUCGCACUCUUGGAGUACCACCCCGAUACAAAAGCUGCCGAUGAGGCUGACGAUGACUCGGACGGCGAAGACGACCAAGAGGAUACUGCGGUAGAGAAGUCGCGGCAUCCCCUCUCACGUCUGUUCUCCAAGCUGUCUUAUCAAGCUCGAUCAUCCCUCAUCCGGCGGCGAAGCAAGGCCAGGAUUUCUCCGAAUUGGUCUCUGCAGCCAGCAUCCAUUCUGAAGUGGUUUGCCGCCAUGAUAUCCCAUCUUGACGCCACACUUGUCGAACGCUUUCUUGUGCACAUAUUGAACCCCGUGUAUCGGAUUGUUGAAGAUGAUACCAUCCGCGAUCCACAGAUGGAUGAUCUCAAAGGGCUCGCUGUCGAGUUGCAAGAUCUACUGCAGUUGAAAGUCGGGACGACGAAGUUCUCUACGGUGUACAGCAGUUUGCGUCAAAAGAUCCUCGACGUCCAGAGAGAUCGGAAAGCGGUCCGGGCUAUUCAGACUGCCACAAACCCUGUCGCUGCGGCACAGAGGAAGCUCGUGCGGAAUGUUGCGAAGAAGGAGAGUCGGAAGAGGAAGAGUGAGACGUUCUUGUAA